Molecule: messenger RNA, 2311 nt
Organism: Pungitius pungitius (ninespine stickleback)
Lineage: Eukaryota; Metazoa; Chordata; Actinopteri; Perciformes; Gasterosteidae
Gene: slc45a2
Product: solute carrier family 45 member 2
Exons: 8
Coding region: 399-2096 (565 amino acids)
Cellular component (GO): membrane
Molecular function (GO): sucrose:proton symporter activity
Source: RefSeq, a predicted model, not a curated record
AACAAGUUUUUAUUCUUCUCAAUAUUUCCAUUGCUCACAUGAUGGCGCUGGCUGGGAGAUGUGAGCCCACCCCUGAGUGUCCAUCAGCAUUUCGGAGAACGUCUCUCCGACCCUCUUCGUCUUUCACCCUUUUGUCUCCUGCUUAAGAAACCGUGGAGCCUCGGAGCUGUGUUGUUCAGUGAGGCCCACUCUGCAGAACCUUCACACUAAAGGAGAGCCGGCCUCCGCCAUGCAGUAGAGGAGGAGGAUCAGCCCAGGCCCGAACUGCCCGUCUGCCCACAUCGUCCAUCGCCGUGGUCGGACUGAAAGAGACACCCUCCGUGCUCUUCCCCCCCCCCCCCGCCACCUCCCUUUUGGCUUCUCUUCUUCUCAUCGCCCUCCCUCUCUUCGUCUCCACCAUGACCCUCUUGUCGAAGGACCAGUCGGCGAGGCCCCUGCCCUGCAGCCUCUCGGAUCCCGGCAAGCACGUCAGCCCGUCCCUGUACCCGACGGACUUCGCCGGCUCCAAAGAGGAGGACGACGACGCCGACGACGGCGCCGCGCCGGGAGCCGCGGAGCCCCCCAGGCGCUCGCGGGGGCGCCUCGUCCUCCACGGGACGGUGAUGUUCGGGAGGGAGUUCUGCUACGCCGUGGAGGCGGCGUUCGUCACGCCGGUGCUCCUGAGCGUGGGCCUGCCCCGCAGCCUGUACAGCCUGGUGUGGCUGAUCAGCCCCAUCCUGGGCUUCCUGCUGCAGCCCGUCAUCGGGUCGGCGAGCGACCACUGCCGCUCGCCGUGGGGCCGGCGGAGGCCCUACAUCUUGGCCCUGGGCGUCCUCAUGCUGGUGGGACUCACGCUGUUCCUCAACGGGGAUGCCGUCAUCUCAGCGCUGGUCAGCGACAGGUCGUCCAGGAGCACCUGGGCCAUCGUGGUGGUGAUGCUGGGGGUCGUGCUGUUCGACUUCGCCGCGGACUUCAUCGACGGGCCCAUCAAGGCCUACCUGUUCGACGUGUGCUCCCACCGGGACAAGGAGAGAGGCCUGCACUACCACGCGCUGCUCACAGGUCUGGGCGGCGCGUUCGGCUACCUGGUCGGAGCCAUGGACUGGGGUCACUCCGUACUGGGUCGGCUGCUGGGCUCGGAGUACCAAGUCAUCUUCUUCUUCUCGGCCCUGACCUGGGGCGUGUUCCUGUCGGUGCACCUCUUCAGUAUUCCAGAGCAACCCCUGGGGAAGGACCCGUACGCCCCCGACCCCUCGGCCUCCAGCGCCCUCCGCCUGCUCGGCUCCCACGGCAACGGUUACGGAGCGCUGGCCAGGGAGACGGCCUCCGCGGCGGGGCCCCCGGCGCUCCCGGACCUCAGGCCCAGGUCGUUCUCCGCGCUGGGCGAGGCCAACUCGGUGACCUCCAGCGCCAAGCAGCCGAACAAGGAGGCCCAGAAGAGGAUGACGUUCAAGUCGAUGAUGAAGGCCAUCAUCAACAUGCCCAACCGCUACCGCUACCUGUGCGUCAGUCACCUGCUGGGAUGGACGGCUUUCCUCUGCAACAUGCUCUUCUUCACUGACUUCAUGGGGCAGAUUGUGUACAAAGGAAAUCCUUACGCAGACCACAACUCCACGGCCUACGCCACUUACGAGAGAGGCGUGGAAGUGGGCUGCUGGGGGCUGUGCAUCAACGCCGUGUCAUCGGCUCUCUACUCCUACGUGCAGCGUUUCCUCCUCCCGUACAUCGGCCUGAAGGGUUUAUACUUUGUGGGCUACUUCGUCUUCGGCAUGGGCACCAGCCUGAUCGGCCUCUUCCCCGACAUCGUCGCCACGCUGGUCCUCUGCAGCGUUUUCGGCGUCAUGUCCAGCACGCUCUACACCAUCCCGUUCAACCUGGUAGCGGAGUACCAGCGGGAAGAAGAGGAACAGCUGAAGCUUGGAGGAAGCCGUGAGCGGCAGCGAGGCAGCGGGGUGGACUGCGCCGCCCUCACCUGCAUGGUGCAGCUGGCUCAGAUCAUCGUCGGCGCCGGUCUGGGGGCUCUGGUCAACAUGGCGGGGAGCGUCAUCGUGGUGGUCCUCUCGGCCUCGGCCAUGGCCCUGUUCGGCUGCAUCUUCAUCGCCUUCUUCAUCAUGUGAAAUGUGGACUAAUCCUGCUUUGUAUGAAAGUAUUUAAUGGUAUUGUUUUAAUAAAUACAGAUUCUUUAUUAUAUUGUCGACAUGCCUUUUAAUUCUUCUUCUUCUUCUUUAUUCCGUCCAGUUGACUAAUGUGACAGUUUUCCCCCUCGAGGGGGCAAAGAAAGGUCUUUGUUCAAGUCAGACCUAUUAGUUGUGGACCAUUGGUGAAGAACCGA